This is a messenger RNA of Aspergillus pseudonomiae, 1193 nucleotides long. RefSeq names its product T2 family ribonuclease. The record is from RefSeq and is a predicted model, not a curated record. Gene Ontology annotation, molecular function: RNA binding; ribonuclease T2 activity. Bases 279 to 1136 code for a protein of 285 amino acids. NCBI's taxonomy places the organism in Eukaryota, Fungi, Ascomycota, Eurotiomycetes, Eurotiales, Aspergillaceae. Gene Ontology annotation, biological process: RNA catabolic process. Gene Ontology annotation, cellular component: extracellular region. The transcript has 5 exons.
UGACGGUCUUGUCCGAUCCUCAUUGCUUUUUAUUAUCGGCCGGUCGAUUCUAUCUCCCCUCAAAUCAGGUCGCUCUUAUCAUGACAUGUGCCGCUAUCAACAGUCAGUGGAUCGAAGCGAAGUGUUUCCUUGCUAAUCAAUAAACACGCUUGUUUUCUUGGUCUUUGUAGACCACAUGGGGCGCCUGCUAAAUAAAUAGGUGCAAUGCCUGCCUCUCCCAUUGCCAUCUCUUUUCAUCAUCUCCCGCUAGGGCUUGUAUCCGUUGAUUUCCCUUGACGAUGCUUUCCACACCUUCCCUCCCAUCUAUGGGCAUGCUCGCCCUUAGCGCCAUGCAAUUGGCUGCAGGUGCAGUGUUUGAGUUCCCGUCCUGCCCGAAGGAUACUCCCUUCAGCUGUCAGAACUCGACCGCAGUAGCCGACUCCUGCUGUCUCAAUUCGCCGGGAGGUGCCCUCCUGCAGACACAGUUCUGGGACACAGAUCCUCCAGCUGGUCCCUCCGACUCCUGGACCAUCCACGGUCUCUGGCCUGAUAACUGCGAUGGCAGCUACGAGCAGUACUGCGACAAGUCGCGGGAGUACUCGAACAUCACCGCAAUUAUUCAGGAGCAGGGCCAGACCGAACUUCUGUCCUACAUGAAGAAAUACUGGCCCAACUAUGAAGGCGAGGAUGAAGAAUUCUGGGAGCACGAGUGGAACAAGCACGGUACCUGUAUCAACACCAUUGAACCAAGCUGCUACAAAGAUUACGCCCCGCAGAAGGAAGUGGUUGAUUAUUUGGCGAAGACCGUAGACCUUUUCAAAGGUCUGGAUAGUUACAAGGCUCUCGCCAAAGCCGGUAUCGUCCCCCAUGCCUCCAAGACCUACGAACGAAGUGAGAUCGAAUCUGCUCUUGCUGCGAUUCAUGAUGGCAAGAAGCCCUAUAUCGGCUGCAAAGACGGUGCGCUGAACGAGAUUUGGUAUUUCUAUAACACCAAGGGCAAUGCGAUCACCGGCGAGUACCAGCCAAUUGACACCCUUACGUCUACUAAAUGUUCCUCCUCUGGUAUUAAGUACCUGCCCAAGAAGGGCGAGAACUCCACCGCGCCAGCCUGGAAAUUCCGUGGUGGCAAGGCUGGCCAGUCUGUUCGCUUCAACUAAGAUGUUUAGAAGAUGGAAGUUGUAUGUCCUACAAGUAUUGCAUAUAUACUGGAGUGU